GACCGAGGGGCAACAUUUCUUUUAGCACUUUUAGCACCUUUAGCACUUUUUAGUGCCUAUAAUCAUCCCCCCAAAGAAAUCUACAACCUCAUCUAUUUAUCUAACAAAUUGACUAUGAAGCUUUCAUAUUUCGAACUUGCGACACUGUCAGCGUAGACGAACCCGUAAUAUGUUCGAUUGCGCAAAAUCUGCACUAAAUUCUUCCUCGCCAUGUCCGCUUCGACAAAGUCAAUGACCCCUCGAAAGCAGUCAAAGCUAAACUUCGGCUCUGCGGCGAACGGCAAGGGUGGAAAGACACCGAUUGGGAAGAAAAAGCCACCAGCAAACGGGAAUAUACUCAAUUUCUUCCAGAAAGUUGAAGUAGAGGAACAGCUUUUCUGCGCCGGCCCUGCGAAUACAUCUGCUUUUAUACCCAACGUUGCGCCGCCGUUACCGAAGAUCGACGAGGAUCUAUUUGGGGAUGGGGGCAUACCCCAGGACGCUGAAAAGGAGGUGAGAUCUCCUAAACGGAGAAAACUGAGCCAUGAUGGAAACGAGAGCAUACCGCAAAGCUCGGAGAGCACGCAGAGUGAAGAAUCUGAUCAACCGAAGUCAACGGUAUUAGAACGGACGGUUACAAAGCAAGCUCGAAGAAAAGUUCCGUUUUUAAUCGAUUCCGAUAGCGAAGACGAUGAUAUAGAGUCCUCGCCAUUGAAAGAUACUAUGGAUACUGAGGCAGCUGUUGCCACACCCGAAAUAAAAAAUGAAACAGCAGAAUUAGAUGUAGCCCCCGACAUUCCACCCCUUAAUCAGGGGGAGUCUGUAUAUGAAGAAUUUAAAGACCUUGAGGAUGUUGAAGGGCUAUUUGACGACGUUGAGGAGUAUGCCGACGGCGAAGAAUUCCGGGAAAGGCGUUAUAUGGAAGAACAGGCGCGACUCGAAGCUGAAGAGGCAGGAAACUAUACUUCCGAUGGCGUUGUGGGCGAAUUUCAGGAAUCCGAAGGAAUCGUAGAAUGCUGUCCGUUGUGUAAUGCAAAUCUAGCGGGUAUUACUCCGGAUCAAGCAACAGUCCACGUAAAUGCAUGUCUGGAUGGUAACCCGAUACCCAUUCCGAAGCCGAAGCCGAAGCCGAAGCCAGAAGACCAAACGCCUUCGGAAACGGUAGAUGCACCCGAGAUCAGCAAGCGGUUUGCUAAAGCCGCCGUACCGCGGCCGGGCCAAGUCAACCCGAUCAGUAUCGGAAGCACGGCAACCAAACCUACUUCGGCUUUCAGCAAGUUGAUGUCGGGACACGCCGAAGAUGCGGCAUGGGCUUCGGCCGCGGCUGCAGAACACGCGUCCCGUGGCAAACCCGCAUACAAGCGAACAUGUCCCUUCUAUAAGAUCAUGCCUGGAUUCUCUAUCUGUGUUGAUGCCUUUCGAUACGGCGCUGUGAAAGGCUGCAAUGCCUACUUUCUUAGUCACUUUCAUAGCGAUCACUACAUUGGCCUAACGGCUAAUUGGUCCCACGGACCUAUAUACUGCAGCAAGGUCACGGGGAGUCUCGUGAAGAACCAACUUCGAACUGCGGCGAAGUGGGUAGUAGAGCUAGAGUUUGACGAGACAGUUGAGGUUCCGGGAACCGAGGGGGUAACAGUCACCAUGAUACCAGCCAACCAUUGUCCGGGUAGUUCGUUGUUUCUCUUCGAAAAGACCAUUGGGAAAGGGCCUAAUCCGAGAAAGCAACGGAUUCUACACUGCGGCGACUUUCGGGCUUGUCCAGCACACGUCAGCCAUUCACUACUGAGGCCCGAGAUGGUCGAUACCGUCUCUGGCAAAGUCAAACAACAGAAGAUUGAUGUCUGCUACCUAGAUACGACAUAUCUCAACCCUCGCUACUCCUUCCCUCCACAAGACGACGUUGUUUCAACCUGUGCUGAAUUCUGCAAGUUGAUAUCUGACGAGAACAGUGAUACGGCUGAAAUACUAGAUGCGUUAAAGCCAGAAAAAGGCAAAGUCAGCAAAUUCUUCAAGAAGGAAGAUAAGAGUUCGUCGUCCGCCACCAAAACAGAAAGCAACUCUCAAAAGAACCGUCUCCUCGUCAUCUGCGGCACCUACUCCAUCGGCAAAGAGCGCAUAUGCAAGGCCAUCGCACAAACGCUAGGGACCAAGAUCUUCGCAUCGCCAGCCAAGAUCAAAAUCUGCUCUCAGCUAGGCGACCCGGAGCUCGCGGCGCUCAUGACGAGCGACCCGCUCGAAGCGCAGGUGCACAUGCAGAUGCUGAUGGAGAUCCGCGCCGAGACGCUGCAGGAGUACCUCGACGGGUACAAGCCGCACUUCUCGCGCAUCGUCGGGUUUCGUCCUAGCGGCUGGAACUACCGGCCCGCGGGCGCUGCAAAAAACACUACUACUGCUAACGCCUCCCCCGCCAGCACCUAAGGUUGGUAGAUAAUAUAUGCAUAGUAUCGGUUCGCCUUUUGGGGUGCUGUUAGGAUAUUAUGCGAUUGCCAUGACUCUUGAUAAUUUAUUAGCCUGAAUAUCUUUCACACUCGAGCAGUUCAGGGCACUGGGUUGGGAU
This is a messenger RNA of Daldinia decipiens, 2536 nucleotides long. Its product is annotated as DRMBL-domain-containing protein. NCBI's taxonomy places the organism in Eukaryota, Fungi, Ascomycota, Sordariomycetes, Xylariales, Hypoxylaceae. Gene Ontology annotation, molecular function: 5'-3' DNA exonuclease activity; damaged DNA binding. Gene Ontology annotation, biological process: double-strand break repair via nonhomologous end joining; protection from non-homologous end joining at telomere; interstrand cross-link repair. The record is from RefSeq and is a predicted model, not a curated record. The transcript has 2 exons. Bases 211 to 2397 code for a protein of 728 amino acids.